AUUAGGAAAUCUUCAGAAAAGGGACAACUUUGCACUAGUUUAUGCUGCUGGAAUUAUCUUUAUCCACAGCUGCAGAAAAAGAGCAAACAUUGGUUCCUAACUAUAAUAAACUACCAUCAUUUGAGCUAUUUCUAUUUGUUAGACAUGAUGUGAAGGGCUUAACAUACAUUAUUUCAUUUCAUCCUUAUAAAAACUUGUAAAGUACAAACGACUAUCCCAAUUUUAAAGAUGAGAAAAGAGAAGCCUUGAUAUUUAUCUGUCUUGCCUACUGCCAUCCAGAAGGUACAUGGGAGAGAUGAUAUUAAAAUGCAUAUUUCUCAGAUUCCAGAGCCAUUCUUUUAUUCACUGUAAUAUAGAGCUUGCUUCAGUAAAUUUUUUCUUAGUUCAAGCAUAGUCCUGUCUGGGAAAAUCAAGCACAAGUUAUUUACAGGUGAAUCCUUCUUUCUGAAAAAAGUCAUCAUUAUCUUCAUCAUUCAUUUUGUACAAUACCAUAACUGAGAUAGGCAUUAAACUUCUUUAUGUUAAUAUUUUUAUAUGAGGAACAAUACCUUUAGGAAAUGUUUAACCCUAGUUUUUGAUAGGCUACCUAUAGAAUUGCGGUCUCUCUCUUUCAGUGUGUGCGUAGAUAAGUUAGAGGGCAGUUUUAUAACUCUAAAUCAAAAUAGAAACAAAAAUUUAAAUUUGAUGUUAAUAAGGAAAUAAAAAUGGUUUCCACGUAUCAUUUUCUACAUGCCAUCAGCUUCAACACGACUAAAAAUGUGAAUGUUCCAUAAAUAAGCACUUUGGAAAUAUUAUUUCGGGAUAGAAUAACAUGAAGCAUAUGACAUUAUUUUCUUCCCCUUUAAAAUUCUGUGGUGUUGGCUGUAGUGUACACUGCUCACAAUUUCAGGCACAAGGUGUCGCUCUUUACUCAAUGGAAGAGUUCAUUCAUAGGUUGGUUGCUCGGAACAGUCACUCUCGUUGCAUGCCGGAACAGACUCCAUCAUGCCGGAUGCUACUGUUAAAGGAUCCUUUAAAACUUCUAAAAAAUUCAGCGAGAUUUUUUAUCCUUAAUCUGGAAUAACUGGUUCUGUAAAUGUAAAGAAUCUUAUUUUGGUAAUCAAUGUUGUGUGCGAUGUUGGGUUCUCAGAAAGGGGAGUUGGGCACUUGGCGUCUGCUGCUCUCCCUUCUGCUGCUCGCCGCCUGGGAGACUGGGAGUGGCCAGGUCCACUAUUCGGUCCCCGAGGAGGCCAAACACGGUACCUUCGUGGGCCGCAUCGCGCAGGAUUUGGGGCUGGAGCUGGCAGAGCUGGUACCUCGCCUGUUCCGGGUGGCGUCCAAAGGCCGCGCGGACCUUCUGGAGGUGAAUCUGCAGAACGGCAUUUUGUUCGUGAAUUCUCGCAUCGACCGCGAGGAGCUGUGCGGACGGAGCGCGGUGUGCAGCAUCCACCUGGAGGUGAUCGUGGAAAAGCCGCUGCAGGUUUUCCAUGUGGAGGUGGAGGUGAAGGACAUUAACGACAACCCGCCGGUGUUCUCUCUCAGAAAACAAAGGCUGCAGAUUUCUGAAUCAAAGCAAACGGACUCGCGUUUUCCUCUAGAGGGAGCUUCUGAUGCGGAUGUAGGAGAAAAUGCUCUAUUGACCUACAGACUAAGUCCAAAUGAGUAUUUUUCUUUAGAAUUACCAACAAGUAGUAAGCUGACUAAAAGACUGUCACUUGUGUUAAAGAAGUCUCUGGAUAGAGAGAAAACUGCGGAACUUAAUUUGUUACUGACAGCUACAGAUGGGGGAAAACCGGAGCUCACAGGCACCGUUCAGCUCUUCGUCCGCGUGCUGGAUGUUAACGACAAUGAUCCGGAGUUUGAUCAAUCGGAAUACAAAGUGAGAUUGCUGGAAAACGCUGCUAAAAAAGCUUUUGUGACAAAGUUAAACGCCACAGAUCGAGAUGAAGGAGUCAAUGCGGAGGUAACAUACACUUUGAUAUCAGUUAAGCCCAAUGGAAGACCCUUAUUUACACUAGAUGAAAAUAAUGGAGAAGUGAGGGUCAACGGGACUUUAGAUUAUGAAGAAAACAAGUUUUAUGAAAUUGCAGUACAGGCCACAGAUAAAGGGAAUCCGCCGAUGGCAGGUCACUGUAUAGUCUGGGUAGAAAUCUUAGAUGCCAACGAUAAUGCCCCUGAAAUCACCAUGACUUCUCUGUCGCUCCUAGUACGAGAGGACGCUCAGCCUAGCACGGUCAUUGCCCUGAUCAGCGUAUCCGACCGUGAUUCUGGUGCCAACGGGCAGGUGGCCUGCUCUCUGACGCCCCACAUCCCCUUUAAGCUGGUGUCUACCUUCGAGAAUUACUACUCAGUGGUGCUGGACAGCGUCCUCGAUCGCGAGAGCGUGUCGACCUACGCGCUGGUGGUGACAGCACGGGACGGGGGCUCGCCUUCCUUGUCAGCCUCAGCCAGCGUGUCCGUGGAGGUGGCCGACGUGAACGACAAUGCACCUACAUUCUCAAAGCCCGAAUACACUGUGUUCGUGAAGGAGAAUAACCCGCCUGGCUGCCUUAUAUUCACAGUGUCUGCUCGCGACGCGGACGCUCAGGAGAACGCGCUGGUGUCCUACUCGCUGGUGGAGCGGCGGGUGGGCGAGCGCGUGUUGUCGAGCUACGUGUCGGUGCACGCCGAGAGCGGCAAGGUGUACGCGCUGCAGCCAUUGGACCACGAGGAGCUGGAGCUGCUGCAGUUCCAGGUGAACGCUCGAGACGCGGGCUUCCCUCCUCUGGAAAGCAACGUGACGCUGCAGGUGUUCGUGCUGGACGAAAACGACAACGCGCCGACGCUGCUGCCACCUGUGUCCCGCGGCGCAAGCGUACUAGUGAGCGAGUUGGUGCCGCGGUCGGUGGGCGCGGGCCACGUGGUGGCGAAGGUGCGCGCGGUGGACGCCGACUCUGGCUACAACGCGUGGCUGUCGUAUGAGCUGCAGCCGGCAGCAGGCGGCGCGCGCAGCCCUUUCCGCGUGGGUCUGUACACGGGCGAGGUGAGCACGACGCGCGCCCUGGACGAGGCGGACGCGCCACAACAGCGCCUGCUGGUGCAGGUGAGGGACCACGGGGAGCCUGCGCUGACGGCCACAGCCACCGUGUUGGUGUCGCUGGUGGAGAGCGGCCAGGCGCUGAAGACAUCUUCACGGACGUCGGCGGGCGCCGUGGGCAUAGAGGCGGCGCUGUUGGAUGUCAACGUGUACCUGAUCAUCGCCAUCUGCGCGGUGUCCAGCCUGCUGGUGCUCACGCUGCUGUUGUACACGGCGCUGCGGUGCUCGGCGCCGCCCACAGAGGGCGAGUGCGGGCAGGGGAAGCCCACGCUGGUGUGCUCCAGCGCGGUGGGGAGCUGGUCCUACUCGCAGCAGAGGCGGCAGAGGGUGUGCUCUGGGGAGGGGCCGCCCAAGACCGACCUCAUGGCCUUCAGCCCCAGCCUACCUCAGGGUCUGGAUACACAAGACGGAGAGGAAAGAUCGGAGACAGGAUCAAAUCACCCUGGACAGCCCCGACAGCCCAACCCUGACUGGCGUUACUCUGCCUCCCUGAGAGCAGGAAUGCACAGCUCUGUGCAUCUGGAAGAGGCUGGCAUUCUACGGGCUGGUCCAGGAGGGCCUGAUCAACAGUGGCCAACAGUAUCCAGUGCAACACCAGAACCAGAGGCAGGAGAGGUGUCCCCUCCAGUGGGGGCUGGUGUCAACAGCAACAGCUGGACCUUUAAAUAUGGACCCGGCAACCCCAAGCAAUCUGGCCCUGGUGAGUUGCCAGACAAAUUCAUUAUCCCAGGAUCUCCUGCAAUCAUCUCCAUCCGACAGGAGCCUACUAACAGCCAAAUUGACAAAAGUGACUUCAUAACCUUUGGCAAAAAAGAGGAGACCAAGAAAAAGAAGAAAAAGAAGAAGGGUAGCAAGACCCAAGAGAAAAAAGAGAAAGGGAACAGCACGACUGACAACAGUGACCAGUGAGGUCAUCUAAUGGAAACAAGCCACUUAGCCAGUUUUUGUAAUAAUGGCAAAUCUCUCCCAUGUAGCAUCUCCCUACUCCUUUCUCCUAUCCACAUGAGCCCUCUCUUGUAGACCUCAGAAAUCUGCAGAAAGUUCCCUGUGUCUGUCUAGAUCACAUUUAACAGGUUUUGUCUUGAAAGCUUUACUAAGUCUGGUGUUAACUCUUUUCUCUCCACUCUGGCUUGUUUGCAGAACCUAAAAAGCAGACCCAAGUUUCCUUUCUCCUCCGCCGCAAAGGAGAGGCUUCCCAGCCCUGCCAGUGAGAGGUUGGACUCUCUGCCCUGUGCUCCGGGGAUCCUGUCUUGAUGACACUUGCAGGGCAGGCUGAAAGGUUUUCAGAUUGAGCAGCUUGGGUGUUUGUGGCCACUGGGUAUGUGUGGCCACCGGGGUUAUGAGCGUAUCAAUCAGCUGGGAUGGGUCAGAUUAGACUAAUUGGUGCAAGAAGGGCUGGGAAACAAAGGCAGAUAAUCAGUGGGAGUUACCAGUCUGAAGGGGAAGUGUGAAAUUAAAAGGGACCAGACUUUCUAAAUCUUAAAAUUCAAAAGGUGGCGGCCGCUUUCUAGCAAACAAAACUGCCGCCACUGACAAGGCUUUAGGAGUGCCUAAAGUCUGUUGGCUGUGGUAUCAUCCUGAACCCUGUGUUAUAUCUAUAAGCCAAUAUUUCAGUGUUUAACAGAGGGCCCACCAGGGGAACAGAAACAGAUCUGAUGUGUUUCCUGUAUAUGUCCUUAUGCUCACUUUAUUAAAAAUUACUUUGCACACAAUGUUUAUGAAAAGGCCAGAUCCUUUUCCAACAACACAUAUGCAAAUGCAAAAGAAAAAAGAAAACCCCGACACCUCACUUUAUGCUGUUUGUUGUUUGAUAGAUUUAUUUUAAAAAGAGAAAAUCUAUAGCUAUAAAUCUUUAAAGAGAAGUAUGAUGAAUACAAUUCCCCUAAACUCCCCUCAAAAGAGAAUUCAGCCUACAGCCAUUUAAAUGAUCAUUGCUGCUACAGAAGUGCUUUAAGAGAAUUGCCUGAAACAUCUGUAUUAUACCAGCCACCUGCCAGUCACAGCUUUACUCUUUCAGGUCACUCUGGGGUUGCCUCUUGCAUGUAUUAAUUACUAAAUAAAAAGAUCUCUGUCUCUCUCUUUUGUAAAAAACAAUCAUGUGCGCUUUGAAUACACAACCUUCUCCAACCAACUGUAUCAAGACCCAGAAAUUGAAGAAAAAUACUGUUUUCUCAUACAUACAGUGAGCAGACUUUUCAGUCCUCUAAUUCUGUGACCUGUCUUGGUGUGCUAGCCUACACCUUCUCUUUGGUUUAGUUUUCCUUUUCUCUAACGCUUUGAAUUGCUACUCUUACUAACACCUAUGAUGUUACCUGAACUCAAUCUCCCAUAUGUAUGCUGUAUGCUAUUAUAAGACUUCUGAAAUAUGCUUACUCUGUGCUUGUGUAUGUGAAUGUUAAUGCACUUAUUACCUAGAGUGAACUUUAAGCUUUAUUGUUGAAUGUAAUGCCAUUAUAUUUUCUUUUGUACACCUGUGAAAAAGUGGAAUAGUGUUUUUUUUAACCAUUGUUAAUCAGCUUUUGUGUAUGAAAGACACAGUAAAAUUUCUUUCUUAAAUCAAGAUGCUGGUGAUUCAAGGAAUUUUUUUUUAUGGUCAGCCAAGAGCCAUCUUUUGCCAGGACUCCUGCUGGCAAGGGAAUGGAUAAAGCUGUUUUUUUCUAGUAACAGUUCUGGAAUAAAUAUUGAAGAUAUCCUAUGAGGGUAUGCAAGCACAAAAUUUACCAAUCUGACCUCUUUGAAAUCGCAGAAUGCUUUGAAAUUCUAAUGAUGUCUGGAAUAUCAGCUCAGAGAGAGUAAUAGAAUUUGCAGUCACCUUAAAUAAGAAAUUUCAAUUUUGUUAAAAUGUAAAAUUUAGAAGUUUGAUUAAUUAUAUUAUCUAUUUAAAAGUUAGUAUAAAAGAGGUAGGAGUUGUUACAAAAAAGCAUUAAAUUUCAAAAAAGCUGUUUUGUCUACUUUUAGCUUCAUUCUCCCAUAUUUGGAAGGGUGUGUAACUUCAGCUCUACAGGAUUGCAUGGGGUAAAAUUUGUUGCCAACACAUGUGAACCAUUGCUACAUUGUAGGCUGUGAUCAUUUUGCCCCACUGAAGCCUAUGUAUCUGACCUUACGUGCCUUUUGAAUACUAGGAGAAUCGGGCUAAUUUAUUACUGAUGAUAAUUAUAAUGUAUCUGUACGGCACUUUUUACUUUUGCAAAGUGCUUUCCAAUCCAUGUUAGUUACUAGUUAUUACAGCUGUAAGGAUAAAACAUCUCAUUUGGAUUCAUUUUUAAUUGGUGCUAUUGGUAUUUCCUCUGUUAUUGCUAAUAAAUGGAAAAUGGUGAUAUGAAAGAAAUGGUGGUCAUUUCUAAGUAC
Trichechus manatus latirostris (Florida manatee) is the source of this 6403-nucleotide messenger RNA. Its product is annotated as protocadherin alpha-C2. The record is from RefSeq and is a predicted model, not a curated record. Gene Ontology annotation, cellular component: plasma membrane. The coding region runs from base 1103 to 3964 and encodes 953 amino acids. Lineage: Eukaryota; Metazoa; Chordata; Mammalia; Sirenia; Trichechidae. The transcript is spliced from 4 exons. Gene Ontology annotation, biological process: homophilic cell-cell adhesion. Gene Ontology annotation, molecular function: calcium ion binding.